Molecule: messenger RNA, 1000 nt
Organism: Haemorhous mexicanus (house finch)
Lineage: Eukaryota; Metazoa; Chordata; Aves; Passeriformes; Fringillidae
Gene: TIMCC
Product: family with sequence similarity 136 member A
Exons: 4
Coding region: 28-444 (138 amino acids)
Cellular component (GO): cytoplasm
Source: RefSeq, a predicted model, not a curated record
GCGGGUUUUAGACUUUGGAGCGGGCCCAUGGCGGAGGCGGCGCAGGGCCGGGUGCAGGCCGCGGUGGAGAGCGCGGUGCAGGUGCUGGAGCGGGAGCAGAUCCGCGCCAUGCAGGGCACCAUGUUCCGCUGCAGCGCACGGUGCUGCGAGGAUGCAGCAGCCUCCAUGCAGGAGGUGCAGCGCUGCAUCGAGCGCUGCCACGCGCCCCUGGCCCGCGCCCAGGCCAUCGUCACCGCCGAGCUCGAGCACUUCCAGGACCGGCUGAGCCGCUGCUCGCUGCAGUGCUCGGACCAGGCCAAGGACGCGCUGGACUCGGGGGGCUCGGAGCCGCGCGUGCGGGGCCAGCUGGACGCCUGCCUGGCCACCUGCGGGGAGCAGCACCUGCGCCUCGUGCCCGCCAUGGCCAAGAAGAUGCGGGACGGGCUGGCCAACAUCCAGCAGUGACAGCGGGGACACCCCCGGGACACGCCGGGGACACCCCUGCACACUCAUUAAAGGCGAGGUUCAUGGACAAGAAGCUGUCGUAUGGGUUCUAGAACUGAUCUCAUCCCGAUCCCCCUCACGGUGCCUGCAGACCCCCGCGCUGAUCUCCCUCACGGUGCCCGGGGACCCCCCCGGUCAUCGACGAGUGCGGGGAGAUGGCGGCGGGCGGGCAGCGCAACAACCUCGACAGGGUGGGGAGGGCACUGGGAGCAGAGUGGUCGGUGCCACUGGGAGCACUGGUGGAGCCGUGUGUGGAAUGAGCGGGAAGUUUGGUGAGGGACUGCGAUGGGAUGUGUCAGCUGGGAAUUCAGCAGAGCUUUGGGUGCUUCUCACCUUCCCCCUUCCAGGUGAACCGAGGGAACAGCAUUGUCAUGCUGGAAGCUUUGGAAUGAGUAUGAACCCCUGGAAAACCCCAAAUCCCCACCUGAAGGUUCUGUUCCCUUGUCCAAGACUCUGCUCCUGAGUGUACAAUUAUUUUGGUUUUGUUAUUAAAUCAAUUUUGUAAUGGUUGACCUAA